AGGCAGUGAGUGCUUGGAAGGUCCCCUUCCCAGACACACCAUGGCUGCACGGACUGUCCCCCACGCCUACCCCAUGAGUUCGGAGUACGAGUUUGCCAACCCUAGCAAGAUCUAUGACCAGAACUUUGGAGAAGGUGUGUCCCCAUGUGAGAUUUUAGCCCCUGCCCUGUACCAUGGCUACUACAUCAGGCCUCGCAUCAAUAAGCAGCUGGAUAGAGGCACCUCUGAGAUCAGCCUCAAUGAGCACAAAUUCCAGGUGUUCCUGGAUGUCUGUCACUUCUUGCCGGAUGAGCUCACUGUCCGCACAGUAGACAACCUGCUGGAGGUGAUGGGGCAGCACCCACAGAAGGCUGAUCGCCAUGGCUUCAUCUCCCGAGAGUUCACCAGGACCUACAUCCUCCCUCUGGAUGUCGACCCCUUGCUGGUGAGAGCCACAUUGUCCCAUGAUGGCAUCUUAAGCAUUGUGGCUCCUCGGACGGGGAAGGAGGUGAAGGCCAGAGUCAACGAGGUGAAGAUAACCCAACAGGAACAGCCAGUGGGGAAAGAACAGUCUGAAGAAGGAAAAGGGAAGGAAGAGUCCUAAAGGCCCCAGAUCUGGGCUUGAGCAGGGAGGGAGGGGGGACGGGGAUGGGAAAUCCACGGUGCCAGACACCU
Molecule: messenger RNA, 654 nt
Organism: Antrostomus carolinensis (chuck-will's-widow)
Lineage: Eukaryota; Metazoa; Chordata; Aves; Caprimulgiformes; Caprimulgidae
Gene: HSPB2
Product: heat shock protein family B (small) member 2
Exons: 2
Coding region: 41-583 (180 amino acids)
Biological process (GO): protein refolding; response to heat; negative regulation of apoptotic process
Cellular component (GO): cytoplasm; nucleus
Molecular function (GO): structural constituent of eye lens
Source: RefSeq, a predicted model, not a curated record